Molecule: messenger RNA, 1291 nt
Organism: Stylophora pistillata
Lineage: Eukaryota; Metazoa; Cnidaria; Anthozoa; Scleractinia; Pocilloporidae
Product: GDP-mannose 4,6 dehydratase
Biological process (GO): 'de novo' GDP-L-fucose biosynthetic process
Molecular function (GO): GDP-mannose 4,6-dehydratase activity
Source: RefSeq, a predicted model, not a curated record
GUGCAUGGAAUCAUUAGGCGAUCAAGCUCUUUCAACACUGGGAGAAUUUCUCAUUUAUAUGCUGAUAUCAGAUCCCACAAAAUGGGAGCCAUGAAACUACAUUAUGGGGAUCUUACUGACAGUACAAACUUAGUAAAAAUUAUCAGUGAGGUGAAACCGAAUGAAGUUUACAAUUUAGGAGCUCAAAGCCAUGUGAAGGUUUCAUUUGAUUUAGCUGAGUACACUGCAAAUGUUGAUGCCGUGGGAACUCUCAGGCUAUUAGAUGCAAUCAAAACUUGUGGACUGGAAAAGGACGUCAGGUUUUAUCAGGCCUCUACAAGUGAAAUGUUUGGAAAAGUUCAAGAAAUUCCACAGACCGAGAAAACUCCAUUUUACCCCAGGUCACCAUAUGGUGCCGCAAAAGUGUAUGCCUUCUGGAUAGUGGUAAAUUAUAGAGAGGCUUACAACAUGUUUGCCACCAAUGGAAUCCUAUUCAAUCAUGAAAGUCCACGCAGAGGUGAGACAUUUGUAACAAGGAAGAUAACAAGAGCAGUGGCAAAAAUCCAUUUAGGACUACAGGAUGAGCUUCAACUUGGAAAUUUGGAUUCUAAAAGAGAUUGGGGGCACGCCAGAGAUUAUGUUGAGGCUAUGUGGCUUAUUUUGCAACAUGAUAAACCAGAAGACUUUGUAAUAGCAACUAACAAAGUCCAUAGUGUCAGAGAAUUUGUUGAAGCAGCUUUUCAAGAAGUUGGCAUAACCAUUAUGUGGGAAGGAGAUGGUGAUAAAGAAAUUGGUUUGGACAAAGACAGCAGGAAGGUUCUUGUAAGAGUGAAUCCAAAGUUUUACAGACCUACAGAAGUGGAAUACCUUCAAGGAUCAUUUGAGAAAUCAAAGAAACUCCUUGGCUGGGAACCUAAAGUGUCUUUUGAGGAACUGGUCAAAGAAAUGGUGCAGGAAGACAUAGCACUGAUGAACAGAAACCCAUUAGCUUAACUCUACCAAGAUAAUAGUCCAAUUUUAAGUUCAUUGGAUGAAUGCACAGUGAAGACAUUUUCACAUGAUUAGCCACUUCAUUGAGGGAAACUAAAAGCAUAGAUGAAGUUCUGGCAGGAUGACUUGUUUCCAGUUUCUUCAAUUUUUAAAUUUCAUGCACCCCCACCCAGCUGUAGUAUUUGCAAUUAUUAUCCAACUAUGCUUCUAGAGUACAAAUAACGCCUGAGAUGAGUAAAAAUAUCAUGCGAUAUUUGUACUCUAGAAAUAUCCACGAAAUUUGCGUACAUUGAAAUAACAAUUUGGUGUGUUGGAUAAUAAA